This is a messenger RNA of Contarinia nasturtii (swede midge), 1025 nucleotides long. RefSeq lists its product as uncharacterized. The record is from RefSeq and is a predicted model, not a curated record. The transcript has 6 exons. The coding region runs from base 98 to 805 and encodes 235 amino acids. Lineage: Eukaryota; Metazoa; Arthropoda; Insecta; Diptera; Cecidomyiidae.
UUUCGCUGACAAAACAUAUAAAAUAAUCGUUCACAUUCAUCUAAAUCACUAGUUAUAUUCACGUUGAAGUUGAAGUUGAAAACACCCUGAAAACAAUAUGAAAUUCAUGGGCAUAAUUCUUGCGGCAAUCGUUUCGAUUGCAUUUGCCGCACCGUCAAUUGACAAUACAAUCAAAUCUUCGGUUACACAAUUGGAAUGCGUAACAAAAACCAUUCUAUCCAUUGAUCGAAAACAUAAAUUAGGCGAUCUAUGGCAACCCAUUUAUUUCCCAAUGUUAAUGUACACAAAUAGCAUCUACGAAUGCCUUGCAAAUGAAGACGAUGUAUGUGUGGAAGAUGAAAUGAGUUCGGUCCUUUAUACAUUGGCCGAUUUCUUAGAUAACAUUCGAGUGAAUAAUUCGGGUGCUUCACAAGAAAUUCAUGAUGCACUUACCGCACAGUGUAAACUCGAUGUGCCUGAAUUUGAAUACAUGGAAAAUGCAAAAAAGAUUGAUUUCAAAAAGCUUGUUAUUAAAAUUGAGCAUGUCUUAUGCGUAACACGAACAAUAAUAAAUGAAAUUAGCAAAAGUGAUGAUGCGUUGAACUGGAUUCAAUAUCAUUUGGAAUUGAAAGAUUCAGUUGUAAAAAUGGUCGCAUGUAAUAAGUACGUCGGCAUGGAUAAGAACAUGUGCAUCAUCCGAGAAUUGCGCACCACAAUCGAAGUCAUUUUCAAGCUAUGGCAGUUCUUGAGCGAGAAGAAACAUAUCCAAGUUAUCGCCCAGAUCAAAGGCCAAAUCAAAGAACAAUGCCAACAGAAGCCAUUCUAAAUGGUAAAAAGUCACGUCGACGAGACAAAUUAAUGUUGCCAGUGCCACUUCAUAUAAGUGAAAAGAGAAACAAAAUGUAAUAAUGUCGAGUAUUUAAUCUGAAAUUUAAACUAAUUGGUGUUAGUUCGUGUGUUUUUUUUUUUCUAUGCGUAUUGUAAACGAGAUUUUAUUAACGAAAAAAGAAACAAAUAAACGUAGAAAAAUGCCAUAAAACAAAUCA